AUGAAGGGGAGGGUCCUGAUAUGGAGGGAUUACCGUGGCGAUGUUCCUGCAUCCGCUGCAGAGAAAUUCUUCAACAAGCUGAUGGAAGGCGAGGCUGACCCGUCCUCGCGAGAGCCAGUGAUUUUGGACAACGGAGUGACGUACCUCUUCAUUCAGCACAACAACGUGUACCUCAUGAUCGCCACCCGGCAAAACGCCAACGCGGCCAGCCUACUGCUCUUCCUUCACAAAGCCGUGGAGGUGUUCAAGUACUACUUCGACGAGCUGGAAGAGGAGUCCCUAAGAGACAACUUCGUCAUUGUGUACGAGCUACUGGACGAGAUAAUGGAUUUCGGAUACCCGCAAUUCACGGAGGCAAAGAUUCUGAGCGAGUUCAUCAAGACGGACUCGUACCGCCUGGAGCUGUCCACGCCCAAGCCCAACAUCGCUGCCGUCACCAAACGCCGUGUUCCUGGAUGUGGUUUGAGAGUUGUGAACAUCCUGGUGAACAGCAACGGUCAAGUGUGCGGUCUGAAGUCGUGGGCGCCCUCAAGAUGCGAACGUACCUCAGAGUGCAAGCUAGGGCUGAACGACCGAGUGCUGCUGGAGGCACAGGGCAGAGCGACCAAGGGCAAGGCCAUUGAUCUGGACGAUAUUAAGUUCCAUCAGUGCGUCCGUCUAGCUCGGUUUGAGAACGACCGGACCAUCUCCUUCAUCCCACCUGAUGGGGCGUUCGACCUUAUGACCUACCGGCUCAGCACUCAGGUGAAACCGUUGAUCUGGGUCGAAGCAAUGGUGGAGCGGCACUCGCGCAGCCGAGUGGAGUACAUGGUGAAAGCGAGGAGCCAGUUCAAGGAGCGGUCGACGGCGACGUCGGUGGAGAUAGAGCUGCCGGUGCCCAUGGACGCCAUUGACCCCGCCGCCCGCACCUCCAUGGGCACUGCUACUUACACGCCUGAGCGAGAGGCCAUCCUCUGGAAGAUCAAGUCGUUCCCCGGAGGCAAGGUAGGUGCUGCUGCCCUGCCUCGCACUCUCUUCCGUUUUCCCCCCUCCCUGCCUCCCAAGAUGGAGUGGAAGCAUACACGCCCAGAGGCCAUUCUCUGGAAGAUCAAGUCUUUUCCCAGAGGGAAGGUGAGCUGCCUUGUUGCAUCUCAGACCCCGUCGCCCGCUCCUCCAUGGGCUCUGCCAACCUACACGCCUGAGAGGGAGGCUAUUGCUCUGGAAGAUCAAGUCGUUCCCCGGAGUCGAGGCACACACUCCAUUGACCGCGCUGCCAGCACCUCCAUGGGCUCCGCCACCUACACGCCCGAGCGGGAGGCCAUCCUCUGGAAGAUCAAGUCGUUUCCUGGAGGCAAAGGAGUACCUGCUUCGCUGUUUACCUUCAACCCCUAUCAGGAGUACCUGCUGCGAGCGCACUUCAGCCUGCCCAGUGUGGCAGCAGAGGAUGGGUAUAGAGGAGUACCUGCUGCGAGCGUGCUUCAGCCUGCCUGGUGUGACAUCAGUAAAAUGGGGAAGGAGUACCUGCUGCGAGCGCGUUUCAGCCUGCCCAGUGUGGCUGCAGAGGAUGACGUGGCAGAGAAGAAAGCUCCGAUCCGCGUGAAAUUCGAGAUACCCUACUUCACAGUCUCUGGCAUCCAGGUGCGUUAUCUCAAGAUCAUCGAGAAGAGCGGUUACCAAGCGUUGCCGUGGGUGCGUUACAUCACAAUGGCUGGCGAGUACGAGCUGCGGAUGAUAUGA
Molecule: messenger RNA, 1716 nt
Organism: Closterium sp. NIES-65
Lineage: Eukaryota; Viridiplantae; Streptophyta; Zygnematophyceae; Desmidiales; Closteriaceae
Source: the annotation of a GenBank genome assembly